Messenger RNA from Gavialis gangeticus (Gharial), 1719 nucleotides. RefSeq names its product Wnt family member 2B (gene WNT2B). Gene Ontology annotation, molecular function: cytokine activity; frizzled binding. Gene Ontology annotation, biological process: neuron differentiation; canonical Wnt signaling pathway; multicellular organism development. The transcript is spliced from 4 exons. The record is from RefSeq and is a predicted model, not a curated record. Gene Ontology annotation, cellular component: extracellular region. Lineage: Eukaryota; Metazoa; Chordata; Crocodylia; Gavialidae. The coding region runs from base 94 to 993 and encodes 299 amino acids.
UACAUUGGGGCUUUGGGCGCCAGAGUGAUCUGUGACAACAUCCCCGGACUGGUGAACAAGCAGCGGCAGUUCUGCCAAAAGUACCCCGACAUCAUGCAGUCAGUGGGCGAGGGCGCCAAGGAGUGGAUCCGAGAGUGCCAGCACCAGUUUCGGCACCACCGCUGGAACUGCAGCACGCUGGACAGGGACCACACUGUCUUUGGCAGAGUCAUGCUGAGAAGCAGCAGGGAGGCCGCCUUUGUCUAUGCCAUCUCCUCAGCUGGUGUAGUGUACGCCAUCACGCGAGCCUGCAGCCAGGGAGAGCUGAAAGGCUGCAGCUGCGACCCCCGCAAGCGCGGGCGCUCCCGGGACGAGCGGGGCGAGUUCGACUGGGGCGGCUGCAGUGACAACAUCCACUACGGCAUCAAGUUCGCCAAGGCCUUUGUGGAUGCCAAGGAGAAGAAGGUGAAGGAUGCCCGGGCCCUGAUGAACCUGCACAACAACCGCUGUGGGAGGAUGGCCGUGAAGCGCUUCUUGAAGCUGGAGUGCAAGUGUCAUGGGGUCAGCGGCUCCUGCACCCUCCGGACUUGCUGGCUGGCCAUGUCGGAUUUCCGCAAGACUGGGGAUUACCUCCGGAGGAAGUACAAUGGUGCCAUCCAGGUCACCAUGAACCAGGACGGCACUGGCUUCACCGUGGCCAACAAGUACUUUCGGAAGCCCACCAAAACAGACCUGGUAUACUUCGAGAACUCCCCCGACUACUGCCUGAUGGACAAGGCAGCAGGCUCCUUGGGGACGGCCGGGCGCGUGUGCAACAAGAUGUCCCGCGGGACCGACAGCUGCGAGGUCAUGUGCUGCGGCCGGGGCUAUGACACAACCCGUGUCACACGCAUCACCAAGUGCGAGUGCAAGUUCCACUGGUGCUGUGCCGUGCGCUGCAAGGAGUGCGAGGACACCGUAGACGUGCACACGUGCAAAGCGCCCAAGCGGGCCGAGUGGCUGGACCAGACCUGACCGCUUGCGCAGUGCCAGAGGGACAAAGCCAAGGCCUCAUGCCCGCCUCGGGCCCCAGGCCCCCGUGCCAGGGCAUUCUGGGAGUUGUAGUGCAGCUGCAUGGCUUUUCUUUAAUUCAUCCGGCAAAGCACUAGAGAGAACUACACUUCCCAGGAGGUCCCAGGGACCCUGCCAACUUGCUCAGCCAACUCACCCCUUCCCUAGAAGGGGCUUGCAACCAUCGCUUACUGUGAAGCUUCCCUUGCCCCUUGUUCUCUUGCAGCAGGACAGUGCAAUGGCCACGAGAUUGGAAAGCAGAGCCCCAGCAACCCUCUCAAUGUGUGUGCACAUGGAGAGUGCCCGGCAAGGGUCUCCAAGGCAAAAGAGUCAAUCCUUGCAGAGAGCUCUGGUCCUGAACUUUGUGCACGGCCAAGGCAGGAGAUUGCAAAAGCCUAAGGCAGCUCCUUGAUCUCCAGUGCUUUUCUCAGCCAGAUCUCGCACAAUGACACAGCUGAAUAAUGAACACAGCUGGACAAGAGCAACUCCUCCUUCCCCCAACUGAAAAAGGGGAAGGCGACAGGUGACUGAGACCCGAAUGACUGCCACGGGAGAAGGGCGUACAUGCAGGGACAUGCACAGAGCAUGCAAGAGAGCAGUCUGCCAACAUGGCGUCAGGCUCCUUGCACGUGGUGUAUACUGCUUCAUUCUUUUUAAGACAAAAAUCCAUUAUAAACCUGUAUCCAAAAU